Messenger RNA from Durusdinium trenchii, 1500 nucleotides. Lineage: Eukaryota; Dinophyceae; Suessiales; Symbiodiniaceae. The record is from the annotation of a GenBank genome assembly.
AUGAUUGCCAUCGUGGCCAACACCCUCUACCUGGGCUGGGCGGCUGACGUCAACGCCUCUCGGACGAAACCGAAACCCGACGGAACGACCGAGGUCGAGGACCCACCACCACGGGCCCUGCGAGGUCCCGGGGUCACCGGUUCGGUUCGGUGCGGGGUGACCGGUGGGUCCGAGGUGAAGAACAGCUACCGGAAGUUGCGACAGCAGCCGAUCGAAGAGAAGUCCACGGCGUGGGCGUCGACGCUUUUGGUUUCGCGUCGAUCGAGUCAGACCGAGUGGUCAGACCGAGAGUCGGUGAGCUCUACGGAAGAGAUUGUUCAACGAUUCAACGAGACUGGUCGACCAGCCUUUGCCUUUGCUGGUGACUGGGCAUGCGAUCGGUGUUGGUUUGCCAUCGAGAUUAUCAUCCGUGCGGCCGCCGAAAAGAUCCAGUUCAUCACAGGCGACGAGAAGUUCUGGAACGCGCUGGACGUGUUCCUCGUCACGGAGUCGCUGAUCACGUUGACCUGGGACUUCGGCGCGGGCUCCUCCUUCGCCCUGCUGCGCAUCGUCCGCGUCUUCCGCCUGGUGCGCAUCGUGCGGCUGGUGCGGACCGUGCAGGCCUUACGGAAGUUACGUACCAUGAUCUUUGCCAUGCUCAACUCCUUCGCGGAUUUGCUUUGGGCACUACAAGUGGUGCUGUUAAUCGUCUUCGUCUUUAGCUUGAUCUUCAACAACGCCGCUUGGAGGGCGCUGCAAGCUACGCGGGGCAGCGGGGCAAAGCGCGUGAGAAGUAGGCAUGAAUUCCAUGUGCGGAAAAACGUGGUAGAAUCGAGGAUACUUGUGGGACACGGCGCUGUGAGUGGUGGCAAUGAUUGGAUGUUCUAUGCGGAACUCUUAAAGGAUUUGAGUCCCGGGAUGGGCGAAUUCUACUUUUUGGUCUUCAACUUCUACAUCGCAUUCUGCGUGGUCGGUCUCUUCAACGUGGUCACGGGUGUUUUCGUGGACAGCGCCGUGUGCACCCGCACGGAGGAUGAGAUCGUGCAGGGCUACUUGGAUGAGAUGAAGUCCAUGACCGAAUCGAUCAAAGGUUUCUUGAAAAAGGCCGACAAGGAUGCAUCGGGCACAUUGACCUAUGAGGAGUUUCAAGCACACAUGUCCAACCCAGUCGUGAAGGCCUAUUUCAGUGGCUUGGACAUCGAUCCAGACGAGACGAAGAUCAUCUUCACCCUGCUGGACUCGGACUGCAACGGUGACAUCGACAUCGAGGAGUUUGUGCAUGGCACCAUGAAGCUCAAAGGUUAUGCCACCAAGCUAGAUGUCAUGGCGCUGAUGUACGACGCCACCCGACAAAGCAUCCGCUUCGAUGCCCUGUGCGAGUUCGUGGAAAGCCGCUUGGAGGUCGAAGGGCGAGGGACAUCGAGGGACAGGGGGGAGAUAGAAGGUGUAAGGCGUGAUGUACGGCGCCAUGCUUUCGUCCUUGGACUGGAGCAGUUGAGGAAACGCGGUCGCUGUUUGUAA